GCCAAAUUGUGAGCCAUGGUAGUGGGACUGAAUUUCUAAACACAAGAAAUUGCUUAGACAAUUGAUUUAGUAUCUGUAUAUGGGCAAUACUCUGUCCUGCAGUAGACACCAACUUCAGGACACUUUCUACACUCUUCCGUCCUCCAAAGGCAGUGCCUUUCCACGUGCAACCGGUUACCAGCUGGAAUGGACGAGUGGCAAUUUCUUCACCUGCGGCAGCAUGUCAGCUGAAACACCAAUCACAGUGAAUAUCGACCCUCGGGAUCUGCAGGUCCAAACAUUCACUGUAGAGAAACUACUGGAGCCUCUCAUAAUCCAGGUUACUACACUUGUAAAUUGUCCCCAGAAUCCCUCCAACAGGAAAAAAGGACGUUCAAAAAGAGCCAGAGUUCUUCUAGCUUCUGUGGAGGAAGCAACUUGGAAUUUACUAGACAAGGGAGAGAAGAUUGCCCAGGAAGCUACAGUUUUAAAGGAAGAGCUUACUGCUGCACUUGAGGAGGUUCGCAAAGAAAGUGAAGCUCUGAAAGUAUCAGCUGAGAGAUUUACAGAUGACCCUUGUUAUGUCCCGAAAAGGGAAGCUGUGGUUCAAGCCGCUCGUGCCUUGUUGGCUGCAGUUACCAGACUCCUUAUCCUUGCAGACAUGAUUGAUGUCAUGUGUCUUUUGCAGCACGUGUCAGCUUUUCAAAGGACAUUUGAAUCUCUUAAAAAUGUUUCCAACAAAUCUGACCUCCAGAAAACCUACCAGAAGCUUGGGAAGGAACUGGAAAAUCUCGAUUAUUUAGCCUUCAAACGUCAGCAGGACUUAAAAUCUCCAAAUCAGAGGGAUGAAAUUGCAGGGGCCCGGGCCUCACUGAAGGACAACUCCCCCCUCUUGCAUUCAAUUUGUUCAGCUUGUUUGGAGCAUUCUGAUGUCGCUUCCCUCAAAGCCAGCAAGGACACAGUUUGUGAAGAAAUUCAGAAUGCUCUUAAUGUAAUUGCAAAUGCUUCACGAGGCAUCCAAAAUAUGCCGGCCCCACCGGAACCUCAGGCAGCAAGCCUGGGUAGUGCCCUUGAUGAGCUGGAGAAUUUAAUUGUCCUGAAUCCACUCACAGUGACUGAGGAGGAAAUAAGACCGUCACUAGAGAAACGCCUGGAAGCCAUUAUCAGUGGGGCUGCUCUGUUGGCAGAUUCUUCAUGCACCAGGGACUUCCAUCGGGAGCGAAUUAUAGCAGAAUGCAAUGCUAUUCGCCAGGCUCUUCAGGACCUGCUUUCAGAGUACAUGAACAAUACUGGAAAAAAAGAAAGGAGUAAUACCCUGAAUAUUGCUAUAGACAACAUGUGCAAGAAGACAAGAGACCUUCGCAGACAGCUCCGCAAGGCUAUUAUAGAUCAUGUGUCAGACUCCUUCUUGGAUACGACAGUCCCACUUUUGGUUCUCAUUGAAGCUGCUAAGAAUGGUCGGGAAAAGGAAAUAAAAGAAUAUGCUGCGAUAUUUCAUGAACACACCAGCAGGCUUGUAGAGGUGGCAAAUCUUGCUUGUUCUAUGUCAACAAAUGAAGAUGGAAUUAAAAUUGUCAAAACUGCUGCACACCACCUGGAAACCUUGUGUCCACAGAUUAUUAAUGCUGCACUUGCUUUGGCUUCAAGACCCAAAAGUCAAGUGGUCAAAAACACCAUGGAAAUGUACAAGCGCACAUGGGAGAAUCACAUACAUGUCCUCACUGAAGCUGUAGAUGACAUUACAAGCAUUGAUGACUUCCUUGCUGUAUCUGAAAGCCAUAUCCUGGAAGAUGUCAACAAGUGUAUAAUAGCCUUGAGAGACCAGGAUGCUGAUACUUUAGACCGCGCUGCAGGUGCUAUCAGAGGACGUGCAGCAAGAGUUGCUCACAUUGUCAUGGGUGAAAUGGACAGUUACGAGCCAGGAGCUUACACUGAAGGUGUAAUGAGAAAUGUUAACUUCCUUACAAGUACUGUAAUUCCUGAGUUUGUAACACAAGUGAAUGUUGCCUUGGAAGCCUUAAGCAAGAACUCAUUGAAUGUGUUUGAUGAUAAUCAAUUUGUGGACGUCUCCAAGAAGAUCUAUGAUACAAUCCAUGAUAUCAGAUGUUCAGUCAUGAUGAUUCGGACCCCAGAGGAACUGGAGGAUGUUUCUGACCUUGAAGAGGAUCAUGAGGUCCGCAGUCACACCAGCAUUCAGACUGAAGGGAAGACUGACCGGGCUAAGAUGACUCAACUGCCUGAGGCAGAGAAGGAAAAGAUUGCUGAGCAAGUUGCUGAUUUCAAGAAAGUAAAGAGUAAGCUGGAUGCUGAGAUCGAGAUAUGGGAUGAUACAAGCAAUGAUAUCAUUGUUCUGGCCAAGAAGAUGUGUGUGAUCAUGAUGGAGAUGACAGACUUCACAAGGGGCAAAGGACCACUAAAGCAUACAACUGAUGUGAUCUAUGCAGCUAAAAUGAUAUCAGAAUCAGGAUCAAGGAUGGAUGUCCUUGCUCGGCAGAUUGCCAACCAGUGUCCAGAUCCAUCAUGCAAACAGGACUUGCUGGCCUACCUAGAACAGAUUAAAUUCUACUCCCACCAACUGAAAAUCUGCAGUCAAGUUAAAGCUGAGAUCCAGAACCUGGGGGGAGAGCUCAUCAUGUCUGCUUUGGACAGUGUCACCUCUCUGAUCCAAGCAGCCAAAAAUUUAAUGAAUGCUGUAGUGCAAACAGUGAAAAUGUCUUACAUUGCCUCAACCAAGAUCAUCCGAAUCCAGAGUCCUGCUGGGCCCCGGCACCCAGUCGUGAUGUGGAGAAUGAAGGCUCCUGCAAAAAAACCCUUGAUUAAGAGAGAGAAGCCGGAGGAAACUUGUGCAGCUGUCAGACGAGGCUCGGCAAAGAAAAAAAUCCAUCCAGUGCAAGUCAUGAGUGAAUUUAGAGGAAGACAAAUCUACUAAACCAUUAUUCUACCCUUGUGGCUAUAUUAUAAAAUCCUGGCUAACCAUGCUGCUUUGUUUUAUAAUUGAUUAGUUCUUACUUUCACUAAGUUUUGGAGCUUAACUCACAAAUAAUAUAAAAUAUUAGGGGGCUGAACCAAUGUAAGCAACAUGUAUUUGGAAUCAUGUCAUUGUUAUCUCUGUAUGGCCAGCACCUAAGGGUUAAUCAAUAUAUGCUUGUUGAAUGAAUAAAACCCUUGAGUGUUAUUCAGCCUUUUCCACCACAGGGAAUAGCUUAUAUUCAGUACUAAAUGAACAGAAGAGAUUCAAGUGAGUCCUUUUUAUCUGUAAUAGUUCGAGUACACUCAUUCCUUUCAUUUUGAAUUAAAACACUGACAUGAACCCUUGACUUUGUUUUCAAUGGAAACAAAAGACUUUAUAAAAUAUCUUCCCAUUUAAUCUUCAAUACUUUCUUGACCUGGCUGAACCUGGUACCUAACCUGACAGAAGUAUGUGAUUUCUGUCAUAGGAAAAAAACUUUAAAUCUCUAGAUAACUGCAUCAGUUGUCAACUGAUAAGGCUAAUGUUCAUCAUAAACUAGCCAAGUUUGAGCAGUCAAGAUACAUGCUGGAUUUUGGAGGGCAGUCUUAGUUAUUACUGAAAUGAUCUAUUAACAUUGCAAAGGUUACAGUGAGUUUUGAUGCUACAUAUGCACCUUUUAAGGUUCCAUAAUGUUCAGCAGGUCUGUGCUUUUGAGUGUUGGGUCCAUCAGAACACAUAUGAGGAAAUCACCCAUUGAUUUUCAGAGAUACCCAGUCAUACCCAAAGAGAUAUCACCCAUUGGGGAAAUGAAAUACUGAACUGUAUUCCUACAGGUAACUAUAUAUAGUUGUGAUAAAAGCAGUGUAAGGAGUUCUACAUGACUCUAAAAAUCCAUUUGUAUUAGCAAUUGUAAUUCAAAAGAAAAGCCUAGUUUGAAAAACGUUUUGACAUUGAGUAAAAUAUAACUGUGUGAACUGUACCAUUGAACUAUGAAGCAAAGGUAAUGGCAAUGAAGUUGGAGUAAUUUUAAUAACAUUCUUUUUAAUAAAAGUCAUUGGGAUCACUUUAUAAAUCCAAUCACUGUGCUAAUCCCUAGUUGAGUUCAUAAUGGACUUCGUAAUCAUCUCAGAGUCUAGUGCACUGUUCUCUCUCUUUCUCUUUCUCUCUCUCUCUCUCUCUCUCUCUCUCUCUUGCUGCCUCUCUAUCUCAAAGAGUCUUUUUCAUGGACUCUUUGGAGGAGCUGAGUUUCAGGUUCGCUUUUUUUGCACUCAUAGGGUUCCCAUUCAUAGAAUUCUUUAACAUUGAUUCCCCAUUCUAUUUAUUAUUGUAACUUUCCAUUUGUACAACAUUGACAUUGACGAGUUGUUUCAACAAUCACGUCACCUUAGGUUAAUGAGAUAAAAGUCAUACACACAGCACCUGUUGAUGUUAGGAGGACCAGUUUGGGUAAAGGAUGCAUGAAACGUAAGAAAGCAUAAAGGUUAAGAGCAUGAUAUGUGUGAUGUCUUGAACAAAAUGGUAGGGAAAAAAAGGAUCAAUUUAACAGGCCAUUAUUAAUUACAAGAGAAAUGUUAACUUCCUUUUAUUGUAGUGAAUUAUUUCAUUCUUUCAAAAUGCUGGAUUGCCUGGGAUCAGCGCAUAAACUUUCUAAGAGGAAAAGGCAAUAAAUUCCUCCCCAUCCUACACUAUGGACUGGCCCACAAGAACUUCUGGACAGAGUUUACUAAAAGAGAAGGCAGUGAUAAAGGGAAGUAGGGAAUCCAAAUGAUUUUUUCUUUCUCCCAGAACUAUACAGAUAGUUGAAGCAAAUAGAGGGUUUCUUUUGUUGAAAUGCUACCAUUGUUUUCUGCUCUAAGUGUAGACAUUGAAAGAGUGACAUCUAUGGCACUUCCUUUUCUCAGGAAGAAAUGUGAAUUUAUAAUUUAGUUGCAGAAAGAAUCUUUUAAAAAAUUUUUUUUUAAAUUACCAAACUACUAGCUGUAUAUCUUAGCUCCUAAAUCUAUAUAAACAAAGAUCAUAAAAGUCUCAUUUACAAAAUCUAAUGUCCUUUUGACCCUACACCAUGUUUCUACAUGUCGGAAUUUAGAAAGCAGUAUUGGAUGCCAAAAGAACAGAAAUAACUCGAAAUUAUACAAUUACCAAAUAACCUUCUUCUCUUUAAAAAACUCUACUCACAACAAAAUGUGAACAAGUUCUCCUCUUUAACGUAGGUAGAUUUCUAGCUUAACUCAAAGCAAACAACUAUAAUUAAACAAAAUAAUAAAAUGUUUAACUCAGUGAAUGUCCCAGAAUAAAUCUUCUGUAGUAAUCAAAGGCGUAAUUUUAAAAAAAGACGCAUAGAGGUAAGAAAGACAUCUGUCCACCUGAGUGAAUUACUGCAGUGGGCAGCAUUUUACGAUUUAGUUCAGUUCAAAUCUGCUGAUAAUAUAAAUGCUUAUAAACAAGAAAAAUUACUAGCAAAGAUAUUAACAAAAGAUUAUUGUAUUAUAAAGCAUAGUUAAAUCUAAUCAAUAAGCAUGACUGUAGUGGACAUAUUUAUAUUUAGGCCUUUCUUCUGCAGGAUAAUACCAGAAAUUUCUUAAUGAGUGUGAUAAUUUGUUGGUUUAUUUGUGCACCUUUUAAAAUCACAUUGCAGAGACUGGUAUUUCCUCUGAUGAUACAUUUGCUUGAUCCUGCUAAUCAGAACUCACCUUUCUCUUUCAGUGUAAAUGAUUUAUGUUAAUUUACAUUGGAAAAAAAUUCCUAGUGAGGGAGGAGAGGGUUAAACCACCUGCAAGGACAGUUCCUUCUCUGGUUUGCCACCAGCAUCUCUGCCAAACGUUAGACAGGAAUCAGAACAUAUCUUGGAAAAUAUCCAUGAAAUCAUAAUCCACAAAAGAUUCUUCUUUCUAAUUAGAAAAUCUGGUAGGUUUUUAAUCAAACGUGAAAGGUGAGAAAUAUAAAUCUCUGUCUUUUAUUUAUCACAAAUGGAAGUUAUUGGAUUAAAAUGUUUCUUUCUAAUGGAGCUUCUGAAUGAUUCUCGAGUGAGUCAGGAAAAAAAAAAAAACUCUUGACACUAAAUUUCUGAACUAAUGUGUUAAUUGUUCCUUUCUGUUUGUCCUAUGAUAUGAAGGCAAACUAUGAAUAUAUUAGAAAAUACAAUAUCGUCUUUAUAUUCUUAAGUGUGCCUCCUGUCCUUUGAAAAUCUCUGAACUUAGU
Cynocephalus volans (Philippine flying lemur) is the source of this 6127-nucleotide messenger RNA. RefSeq names its product catenin alpha 3 (gene CTNNA3). The transcript is spliced from 19 exons. Lineage: Eukaryota; Metazoa; Chordata; Mammalia; Dermoptera; Cynocephalidae. Gene Ontology annotation, molecular function: actin filament binding; beta-catenin binding; cadherin binding. Gene Ontology annotation, biological process: cell-cell adhesion; cell migration. Bases 80 to 2908 code for a protein of 942 amino acids. Gene Ontology annotation, cellular component: adherens junction; fascia adherens. The record is from RefSeq and is a predicted model, not a curated record.